AUGCAAAGCUCGACGUUUACUGUAGCGCCUCAUGUGCUUGAACAGGCGUAUAAAGCCAUACGAACAUCUCCACCCGAGCCAAAGGAUAUUGAACAAUCAUUAAAGCUUCAAGCUUUUAUGGAAAAGAAUUUCCCGACGGAAUCAGACGUUAACAUCACACGACGGUCUUUAAUUUUAGCUGAAUUACGUUCGAUUUUCCGCCAAUGGGUGAAGCAGAUUUGUAUUACUAAAGGUGUUCCAGAAGAAAUGGCAGCAGAUGCUGGUGGUCAAAUUCUCGUCUCAGGCUCGUAUCGUCUUGGUGUGAAUGAACCAGGAGCUGAUAUUGAUACCAUUUGUGUCGCACCACGGCACGUAACACGCGAGGACUUUUUUUCCUCACUGAAAGAGAUUUUCCUGAAACAUCCUAAAGUAUCGCAUUUAAUGGCGAUUGAAGGUGCUGUGGUACCGAUUCUUACGUUUGAUUAUGAAGAGAUUAAUAUUGAUUUACAGAUUGCGAUUUUGCCACGGAAUUCGAUUCCUGAAAAUCUCAAUAUUUUAGAUAAUCAAGUACUUGUGGGUGUAGAUCCAGCUACGGAGAAAAGUCUGAAUGGUCCACGAGUUACCGAACUGAUGAUUAAAUUAACACCUAAUCGAGAGAGUUUUAUCAGUGUCUUACGGAUUGUAAGACGAUGGGCUAAGCGACGUGGACUGUACUCAAAUAAAAUGGGAUAUCUUGGAGGUGUCAAUUGGUGUAUUUUAGUCUGUUUCAUUAAUCAAUUGUACCCGACUGCAGCACCGUCGACGUUAUUACUGCGGUUUUUUAUGGUACUAAACAACUGGAAAUGGCCUCUUGCUAUUCAACUAUGCAAGACGCACGAUGCAAAUCUUGGACUAGAGGUCUGGAAUGCAAACGCGGGCCAUAAUCGAUAUCAAGUGAUGCCGAUUUUGACGCCGGCGUACCCGUCGAUGAACUCUUCGUUUAACGUAUCGACGCAUAGUCUGAUGGUGAUGAAGGAGGAGUUCAAACGUGGCUUGACAAUUGUGCAGGACGUGCUCAGCAAAGGUGGAUCGGAAUGGGGGCCGUUGUUUGAGCCUUCUGACUUCUUUGCUGUCCAUCAACAUUACCUAGCGGUCGAGGUGUACACGGAGAAGGAAGACGAGGAGCAAGCAUGGUGCGGGUUUUGUGAGUCUCGUUUGCGAAAGUUGGUCGAGUCUUUGGCGUACAACCCGCCGCUCUGCCGCUUACGCGCGUUUCCAACAAAGUUCCCUCUGAGUUUUGUAACGAGUGAUGAGGCGGCAGAAGGCGAGCAGCCCAAUGGUGAUACUUCUACGCAACGUCGCAAGUUUGGUGUAUGCUUUUAUGUGGGCUUCGAUGUUGACCGUCGCCAACUGCGCAGUCGUGAAGUGAGCAUUGACAACUCGGUGGAGUACUUUAAAAACAAUGAUCUUUACCGGUGGAACAAGCGCACCUCUACUAUGGAUGUAAGGGUUACUCCAGUUGUUUGGAAAUCUCUGCCUGAGAAUGUUUUCGAAGAGAUGGGCGGGCGAGCUGUUGCGCGUGUCGCUCGUCGUGAGUUUAUGAAGAAGAAGAGAGAAGAGGGAAAAAAGGCAGAAGAGGCUGCAGCACCGAGUCCUUUGCCGUCGGGUGAUGAGGGAACGCACUCGCAAGAUGGCGAGGACUUGUCAAGUAGUCAGAAGACGGAAUUACUUGCAACUGAGAUAGCCACCGGCAAAGGUAGCAUUUCACAGCCAGGAAGUCCUGAUCCUGCGGCAGACGGAGGCGAAGUUGCGGACUGCGAUGGUUCGGCUAACAACACCCCACUAAAGGUGAAGGAGGUGUUGUCGUCAGUAAUUACAGGUAAGCGUGGUCAUGAUGGCAAUAUUGUGGGCGAAAAUGGUAGUCCGGAGGGGAAAGUUUUGAAUGUUGCCCAGAAAUGUUCCACUACGUUGACUAACGGUGCGGCAGCUCGAGGGGCUGGUUCACAUUCCGUAAAGGCAGUGAAGAAGCCGUUGGAGGUGGCGACGGCUCCUGCCGUGGGGUCGCCGCGCAAGAGACGUAAAAUGAAAAUCACUUUUGCCAAACUGAAUUGA
Molecule: messenger RNA, 2070 nt
Organism: Peronospora belbahrii
Lineage: Eukaryota; Oomycota; Peronosporomycetes; Peronosporales; Peronosporaceae
Source: the annotation of a GenBank genome assembly